UUCAUAAGGCUUCUCAUCCUUUUGUUCGUCUCGGUUUCUGACAGUAAAUGGGCUGUUCGGUGACCGUCUUAGGUUGUGCAAACAAAAAGCAAAGUGAUAUAGGGUCGCCGCUCUGUGACUGUGAAUGGGCUUCUUCAUUUGUCAAGUGAGAGGCUCAUGGCUUACCGCUCAUUACUCAUCUUUCUCCUGAUUUGCAUUAUUUUCUCGAAUGAAGUGUUCUGUUAUGCCACUUUUAAAUUAAGACCCAGAAAUCAAAGAUUUGCCGCAUUCAACCACCUGUUGAAUACAAUUCCUGUGAUGCCAAAGUUAACCUUCUACCCGCAGGCUCCGAUAGGAAGAGCUAAUUGAUUUUUAAAAUUAAAUAUUUAAUUGUUACCGGUAAUAUGAAUUCACAGUGAGAAAUCUAAUAAAUGAGUAAAAAA
Caenorhabditis elegans is the source of this 422-nucleotide messenger RNA. RefSeq names its product Neuropeptide-Like Protein (gene F43G6.16). The coding region runs from base 157 to 348 and encodes 63 amino acids. The transcript has 2 exons. Lineage: Eukaryota; Metazoa; Nematoda; Chromadorea; Rhabditida; Rhabditidae. The record is from RefSeq and is marked reviewed.